Messenger RNA from Macroventuria anomochaeta, 945 nucleotides. RefSeq lists its product as uncharacterized. The record is from RefSeq and is a predicted model, not a curated record. The transcript has 3 exons. NCBI's taxonomy places the organism in Eukaryota, Fungi, Ascomycota, Dothideomycetes, Pleosporales, Didymellaceae. Bases 1 to 945 code for a protein of 314 amino acids.
AUGGAGCAGCCCGCAACAGAGAGACAAUGGACAGAGCAUGAGAAGAUCUACCUACUUGCCGAAAUAUUAAAAGCCGCCCCAGUAUCUUCUCAUGUCCUCUAUGGCUUCAUUCGCGACUAUCACGUCCAGGUGCGAUGGAACGACAUGGCCCUUCCUCCUGGUCGCUCGCUUAACUCAUGCCAACGAGCAUACACUGAUAUCGCUAAUUCGAACGCUGGCACCGGCUAUGGCCGCCCCCCGUUACCGAACCCAAACAUGUAUCCCGGAUCUGAAAUCGCCAGAAAACGUCCUCAUCCGCAGGAAGCUGCUCCCCUCGGUCGCCUUCUACAACCUCGUCCACCCCCACACCCUUACGCUGGCGAAUACAUCCCUGCCGGUGGCCCCGCGUAUGCGACUACGAUCAACACUGGUAACGAACCCGCAAACAAGAAGAAGCGGGGGAGACCAACAAAAGCAGAAGCACAGCAAAGAGCGCAAGAGGCAGCAGCACGCGGCGAAGUCUAUCCACCUCCACGAAGAGGGCGACAAUCGAUCACGGUGCACCCCGAACCAUCCUCUUCUCGACCCAGCCCAAAACAACGACCACAAGCGCAAACCCCACCGCAAACGAUGACGCAUGCUUUGCCCACGAAUACCAUGACUCCACAACACCAAAUGCACGCCGAACAAAGUUCUGAAUCGUCUUCAGGCAAAAGGCGGCGGGCGCGCCCUCAGCCCUUAGAAUUAGAGAAACCCCAACGACACUCCAGCGAAAUGCAGUCUCCUCUCGCCUAUGGAUCCGCGGAUCCCACUCGCAGUCACACAUAUUCUUCGUUCACGCCUAUCUCCGCUCCCUUGCCAUCUUCAGCGGACUCUAGAGAUAGAGAUACGCGUAUGGAAGGGAUCGAAGAGGCUCAACCACGAACCACGACACCUCAUUCGUUUAAAGACACGGUCGGCAUAUGA